This is a messenger RNA of Rotaria socialis, 240 nucleotides long. The record is from the annotation of a GenBank genome assembly. Lineage: Eukaryota; Metazoa; Rotifera; Eurotatoria; Philodinida; Philodinidae.
AUGAGUCAAACCUCGAACGACGAUCAUUUGACGCUCUAUUUUACUCCUCUACCUUGUUCACCUUAUUUAUGUUCGUCUAUAUCCUCAUCAUCUUCUUACAUGAUGUCGAACAGAUCAGUUAAAUUACCGGUGAAGAAGUUUCUAUGCGUAGAAAACGAUGCUCCAACCUGUAAAGAUGACAUGGCUCUUAAAAAUGGAGUAGUAGGUAAGAUGAUUUUCGAUCAAAUACUACCUGGAUAA